AUGGCAUUAACUGCUGACGAAGUGCUCAUAAAAAUCGGCAGCUUCGGCCGUUAUCAAUUUCGUCUGCUGAUCUUCGCCAACGUGCUCGGGUUUUUUUGGCUUGCAUGGCCGAUGCUUAUCAACACGUUCAUAACCGCUGAGCCCGGCUGGCGUUGCGUUGCAAACAGCACCGAGUGUCAGAUGGAUGGAAUUGUUUAUACUGAGGACGACAACUACAAUCUGAGGUGUAACAUGUCGAGAGCAGCCUGGGAAUUUGUUGGCGAAUAUACAUCAGUUGUCACACAGUUUGAUCUGGUGUGUGACAAAGCGAUCUAUGGAACUGUGUCUUCAUCUUUGCUCUUCCUUGGGUCUCUGACGGGCGCUGCCGCAGUCAGUACUUUAUCAGACAAAUUCGGCCGUAGAAUCAUCACGUUUACAACUGGAUUUCUUAUUUCACUAUUCAGUUUGCUGUCAGCUUUCUCAAACUCCUAUUGGCUAUUCACUCUUUUUCGCUUCAUUGUUGGAUUUAAUUUAGGUGGCAUAGUUGCUAUCUAUAUACUUAUCUCUGAAUUUGUGGGCGUUCGCCACAGAGCUAUGAUGGGAACCUCUCUUUGGUACUCUUGGACCAUUUCGUUGAUGUCCUUGGCGGGAAUUGCCUACCUCAUACCAGAUUGGAGAUCACUGUGCAUUGUCACAGGGGCACCAGCAAUCCCUCUUGCACUUGGCUUCUUGAUUACGCCAGAAUCUCUUCGCUGGCUGAUUGUAAAAGGGAAGACAAAGGAGGCUACGAAUCUCUGCUCAAGAAUUGCCCGCGUCAAUGGCAAGAACAUUUCAAUGGAGGAAAUCAAACUUGAAGAAAUACGCGAAGAGAGAAUGGGAGACAUCCGGGAUUUGUUUGUUUCACGCAAGAUGGCUAUUAAGACCGUGAUCACGUGGUAUUGUUGGUUUGCUAAUGCCAUGGUGUAUUAUGGUGUAUUCAUGAGCGCACCCUACAUUGGCGGCAGCAUGCACUUUAACUUCUUCUUAGCCAGUGUCACAGAGCUUCCAGCAAUUACGGCGGGCAUUUGGAUUUACAACAGAUUUGGACGCAAAAAGGGUGUUAUGAUUCCCAUGAUUCUUACCGCUAUCGGUGCUGCCGUCUCCGUCCUCUUGACAACAGAUGACGAAUCCAACAAGGGUUUCUUUGUCGGUAAAAUCAUCAUGUCGCUGGUCUGGGCCAAGUUUUGGAUAAUGAUAUCUUUCGAUGGUCUUUAUGUGUAUACAACGGAGCUUUUUCCAACAGCUAUUAGAAACAUUGCAUUGGGAACAUCAGAAGCUGCAGCUGGUAUUGGAUCAUUCAGUUCUUCGUACGUUAUAUACACGCAACGAAUCCAUCCAAUCUUUCCGUACGGGAUCAUGGGAUUGAACGCUCUUGUGGCAGCAUUACUCAGCAUGUAUCUGGACGAGACUCGUUACAAGCCCACAUUGGAGACCGUGGAAAGAUCUGAGAAGAAUUCUGAGAAAGAUGUCGAUCCGUCGCAAGCGGCCACAUUGCUGCCACAUAACCCUGACGUCUGAAUUCUAUUCAUUUUCACGCUAGAGAGCAAAUUUCAAUUGAGUGUCGAAAUUAAUCUGAGAUUGCAUUAGUUUUCUUUUACUUUGCUCUUUGAUUGGUCCAAAAAACUCACGCCACCACUCAACCAAUCAGAUGCAAGACUAAAACCAAUCACGACUUGAUGACCCCCGUUUUCCCGCGUCUUGGUCGGAUUGUUUGUUUUUACUUCGGCUUCUCAUUGGCUAUAAGAAGCAAUUUCCUUUCCUCUGCUUUGCCGUUGGGAUAACGUUGGUCUUGGUUGUGCGACACUCAAUCGAAAAGCCCUCUAACUAUUACUCGAAUGUAUGGCAGUCUUAAAAGUAAGCGAGAUAAUAACGUAACAACGGUUGAAAGAAAAUCCUAGAGGUACACGAGAUACUUACGUAACAAUCCAGUGAAAAAGAAUACUGAAAGUGCACGAGAUACCAACGUAACAAUCAUAUGAAACACUGGAGAAUUAUAAAGGUGCACGAGAUACUAACGUA
Molecule: messenger RNA, 2037 nt
Organism: Pocillopora verrucosa
Lineage: Eukaryota; Metazoa; Cnidaria; Anthozoa; Scleractinia; Pocilloporidae
Product: organic cation transporter protein
Biological process (GO): transmembrane transport
Cellular component (GO): membrane
Molecular function (GO): transmembrane transporter activity
Source: RefSeq, a predicted model, not a curated record